AGCAGGGGGCGGGGCACCAGUUGUGAUUGACAUGUUUAUUGCACAUGGCUGAGGCCACGCCCACGCAGAGGAGGUCCGGUGUUACCGACCGUCAGCGGCACCGACGUCCACCAGUUGCUGCGGUCUGUGCGUUUGUCGGUGUUCAUUGAAAUGGACGAUCAGAAUAUCUUCCGGUAACAACAGGUGUUGUUUAAAAAAAAUGGGGCUGUUUUUGAACGCUGCUGCCGCCGUCACCCCCACAGAGUCUGCAGUGGAGAAGAAUCUGCUGCACUGUGAAGGUCUGAACAAUCAGACAUACAUCUGUGAGUCGGGACACUGCUGCGGGGAGUCUCAGUGCUGCAGCUACUACUAUGAGCUCUGGUGGUUUUGGUUGGUGUGGGCGCUCAUCUUCAUUUUGAGCUGCUGCUGCGUGUGCCACCAUCGGCGCACCAAACAUCGGCUACAGCAGCAGCAGCGCCAACAUGAGAUCAACCUCAUCGCGUACCGUGAGGCUCACAACUACACCUCGGUACCAUUCUACUUCAGGUUUCUGCCGAGCUACCUCCUCCCCGACUAUGAAGAGGUGGUCAACAGACCUCCGACCCCUCCUCCUCCCUACAGUGCCUCCUCACAUUCAGGUCCAUCCACAGUGGCUUCUAGCCCACAGGUUCCUGAGCAGCAAGAGGGACUCUGUCCAGUGCUUCAGUCCACUCCGGCGCCUCAGGUCUCAGAGGGUCUGUGUUCCACACCCAGCAUGGAGGACCUAGAACUUCUCAGCUUAGACUUCAGGCCCAAGCCUGAGACCAAAUCCAUGCAAACAGCACAAGAUUCAGGUGUAAUUCUGCUGCCAGAUGUUCUCCAGGAGGAACUUGUCAACCAGCUGAAAGGCAGUGGAAAUGACCACAACACCUCCAAAGACCCCUUGCUGAAGGACUUUGGACUGUCUGAGUGUUGUGCCGAAGACAAAGACCGCCUCCGUGGGGGAAGGAGGCGGCGGUUCACAGGGGACUCCGGCAUUGAGGUGUGCGUGUGCAGCACAAGGGGUAGCAGUAGUUGCAGUGGAGCGGGAGGACCCGGGCAAGAUGGGAGGGAAUUUAGGGAACUGGAGAGCCUGCUGAGCCAUGAAGGAGAUGAGCAGGAAGGAGAAGAGUCUGGCAACUUCUGUGAAAGCUGCAGUCACCGUGCCUCCUUCGUGGAAGAGGAGCAGGUGACGGCAUCCCUGGAGAGGCAACCCACACAAGGCCAGUCCGGAUCCCCUCCAACGGCUCAGCGGGUCAGUGCUCCCCCCCACCUACCGGUGUGCCUCCUCCUCCAGACCAUCAGCGAGCAGGAGGGGGUGCACCAGAGCACCAGCACUGAGCCUCAAGGCUGAACUGGCCCUGCUUCACCACUGGGGGGCAGCAGAGAGCAGCCCAGAGUCCUUGUAAAGCUUUUUGAAUGAAGUGGGAGAUAAGAGCAGGAAGUUCCCUCUGAACUACAAACCAUUGGCACUGACACCAGCGGGCUCGCCCCGUGGCCUUAACCUGUGUAUUUUGGGUUCUGUUUGGGUUCCAGCCGGCCGUCUGUGGCCCGACUUGGCACAAGGUCCUGAUCGCACGGCACCAUUAAAAAAUAAAUAAAGUUUUUUUUCCUGCAGGGGAGGAUCUCCACAGUGCCGCGGCACACGCUGCAGGAGCAGUGCGAUGCAGAACCGCUGCACGCUGGUGCUGCACACGGACGGUCGGACUGUGUGGGUCCAACAGUCGGUCCUGAUCCAAAGUGCUUUUCACUCAUUAAAGACUCCGUGUUCUGCCUCAUGUCUACUUGUGUCGCUCUCAGAGACCUUUAGGUGCAGAUUUCCAUAUUAGCAAGUAAUAUUUUGCACAAUACGUAAAAAAUAAAUAAAUCACCUUUCAAUUAAAAAUCAAACUUUAAAAUGCAGUUUUUCAAAAAUUCUGUGAUAAUUUGCAGUAUGUGUUUUAUUUUGGGAGUUGUAGGUGAGAUUUUUCUUUUUCCUGUUAAUGAGGAUGAAGGUUCUCUGAUAUUCACUGUUAAACAACAAAUUCUACUUUUGUUGGUUUGUAAGCUUAUUAUUAUUAUUAUUACUUUUUUUUUUAAGUUUUUCAACCUUACAAAAAAUGAAGACAUUUGAAUAAAAGCGAUGCUACAGAGCCGCAGAUUACACUUUCUGGAGGCGCUGCCUGUUUGUGUGAUGUUUUCGUGCUUUAAGGGAAGUUAUUCCAUGUUUGUCAUUAAUAUGAAAGUGAUUAUUUCUCAGCAUCAUGUGACCAAUUUGUUGAUUAAACUCCACCAGGCAUUUUGAACAGCUGCAGACGGAGCAGCAUUUAAGGUCAAAUCCUGGACUUCAGUUUGUGGGUGAACACAAACCUUUUUUUUUUUUUUUUUUUUUAAUUAAAGCUAAAAGUGUUUUUCUUCCUUUCUCAGCUCAUAUUUAGUUCAUUUUGGUACGGCAUCAAAAUUGACUCAACACAGAUGUUGGUGGGUAAAAUGUGACCUCUGACCUCCCUGUCACCACUGAGAUGCUUGCUCACUUUGUGUGUGUGUGUGUGUGUGUGUGUGUGUGUGUGUGUGUGUGUGUGUGUGUGUGUGUGUGUGUGUGUGUGUGUGUGUGUGUGUGUGUGUGUGUGUGUGUUUUUAAUGCUCCAGAACGUAGCGUGUUGACACUCCUGUCAACACAGUAAUAAAGAUGUAAUAAACAAAACUUAGCAAUGUUACCAAAUUUCUUUGUUUCCUUCUGAUUUAAUCCAGUUUUUAAAUGAAGUUGCAGCUUUUAUUCUUUUUUUUUUCUUCUUUGAAAAUGGACAUAAUGAAAUACUUGUGAAGCACAAAUGUUCUGACAGAUUUAUGUCACACAGGUUGUCGCACACCGUCAUCGUUUUCUCGCACACGCCGUGAUCCUGAUAAGUGCUUUAUAUCCGUUUCGUGCUUUCUGGUUGCGGGCGGUGGAACUGUGGUACAAACUGGACUUACAAAGAAGAGUUUUCAUAUCUACUGAGUCCUCUGGAAUCGAUGUAUAAUGUGUAUAAAAUGUCAAAACCACUUUAUAUUUGCAAAAAAAAUUGUUGAUAAGAUAUGCUGGUAUGUUUAUAAACCAAAUGAUGAUGAAGUUGUGGUUGCGGUUGCAUUGAUUUGUCUUCAUGGGUCAUUUUUCCUUUCUGUUGAACUGUGACUUAAACGUGUAAAUUUGACUCGACGUCACCCGGCACUGCAUCUGGCCAAAGAUGAUGUUUCAAGUUGCUUUGCGCAUUUUUGAAUGUUUUGAUCAUAAGCCAUUUAUUACAACAACCAUAAUGGAUGUACACUCAAUAAAUGUGCCGAUUU
Thalassophryne amazonica is the source of this 3300-nucleotide messenger RNA. It is a transcript of the gene wbp1lb, whose product is annotated as WW domain binding protein 1-like b. Lineage: Eukaryota; Metazoa; Chordata; Actinopteri; Batrachoidiformes; Batrachoididae. The record is from RefSeq and is a predicted model, not a curated record.